AUGGAUCAGCAGCCUGUGAAUUUGAUCAUUGACCCACCAUAUUUGUGCUGGCACAUGCGGACCAAACCGAAGGCAGUGCAUAGGUUUACUGUGUCCUCGCUUUGCCUCCGGACUUCCUACCAACUUCCACGGCUUGUGCAGCUCAUUUGUCCCACCUACUCCUGCCAACUCAUUGGGAGAAAGCCAAGGAACGAGCUCCUGAAUUCCAAUUGGUCUGACGAGUUGGAUUACCUGGACAAAGCCCUCGAGCGGAUUGCCAGGCCAGUUGGGCUGCCUGCGGAGGAUGGGACGGAGGGAUUGGCAGCCUGGCCGUGGGCUGAGCAGAACGAUGGCAUUCUGGAGAACUGGGAGCGCUGCUUGCGCGCAACAUGCUCCCAUGAUUUGACCUUGGACACAGCUGAUGGCCCAGUCACCGCGCAUGCGGUGAUUCUCAAAGAGGCCUCUCCCGUGAUCAAGGCGAUGCUGGGGUCGCCGAUGAAAGAGCAGGAGACGCAGCAUGUUCAAGUGAAAGACUCGCCCAAAGCUGGUGUCUCCCUCUUCCUGGAGACUUUGUACACGUGCUCAACCAGCACAGAGCCAGACUACCACACAGUCUUAUCGGCGCUGGAUUUGGCGCACCGAUGGCAAGUCCAUGUGGUUGUAGCCAUCCUGACGGAUCUGCUGGGAACCAUGAUCACCGAAGAAUCCUUCCCGCCCAUCGCCGAGCAUGCUGCGACACGUCGAAAACAGGGGCGGUGUUUGGUGCGAAGAUGUCAGGUGAACAGGUUUUGGGGUGCUCUAUGGUCAAUAGAGAGUUUGCAAAUAGAAUCCGUUUGA
Messenger RNA from Durusdinium trenchii, 816 nucleotides. Lineage: Eukaryota; Dinophyceae; Suessiales; Symbiodiniaceae. The record is from the annotation of a GenBank genome assembly.